Messenger RNA from Electrophorus electricus (electric eel), 7312 nucleotides. RefSeq names its product NACHT and WD repeat domain containing 2 (gene nwd2). The record is from RefSeq and is a predicted model, not a curated record. Lineage: Eukaryota; Metazoa; Chordata; Actinopteri; Gymnotiformes; Gymnotidae. Gene Ontology annotation, molecular function: protein binding.
GCUAUUCGCUGUCCGCGAUCCAUUGUAAUUCCUGUUACCUCAGUCGAAAUAAAACGACCAGAGCACAGAAAACAUUUCGCCCGGAGCUUUACAAGGUAUACCACUGGAAGAAUACCGAAUGCCAAGUUUCGGGAAACGGCCGUCGUUCUCCCGGUCUCCAGGGUCUGAUUCUCGGUCAAAGAACUCCAAUGGGCGUUAAUAUCGCCGUCACUGCCGAUUUUCGCGGAUCUUUGCUUGGAUAUUGUCGAAGGCUUAUAAAGAGAAGAGAAUGAAUCCGAGCUGGAAGUCGCCACCAAUGUGGCCGUCCGGAGUGGGGAGCAGGCAGCCGUGUCCACGCGAGUCUGCGCUCCGCAGAGCGGCUAUCAGCGGUAAUGUCCUCGCGCUCCCACCGUACCACGUCCCCACGGGCAGGAGCGUGCGAGUCUUCAUCUGUGCCAGUCCUGACGACACAGAAGCUGAGAGGAACGCUCUGAAGGAACACGUCUACCCUAAACUGAGGGACUUUUGUAGGGAGAACUAUGGAAUUGAGUUCCAGGUGGUGGAUCUGUACUGGGGCUUGGACCCCGAAGAGUGGGACAGUCCAGAGCUACAGAGACUGCGGAUGAAGCUUCUGGAAGAAUGCCUGAAGACAUCUGCAGGUCCUUGCUUUGUUGGUUUGGUGGGGGAGAAGUAUGGCAGUAUCCGAGUUCCAGGAGAGGUGGAAUCGGCAGAGUUUGAGAUGAUUCUCGAUGCAGCAGUGGAGGCUGGUCUGGACACACGGAUCCUGGAAGAGUGGUACUGCCGGGACGAGAACUCUGUGCCGCCGGCAUACUACCUCAAGCCCAAAACCCAGAUACUGAAGAAUUAUCAGAACUCGAUGGAGUCGAGCAGGUGCUGCAAGAGUCUAAGAAUGAUAAGGGAGUGGAGAGCCGUCUCUGAAGAAAUCAAAAACAUCUUUAGAACAGCAGUCCUACAGCUCCAGGAGAAAGGAACCAUGAAGAGCGCACAGGCCAAGAAAUUUCUCUGUUCAGCACUAGAGGAUGAACUGGAUUUUGCUUUAGGAAAGCAGACCCCAGCCUUCCUGAAGAAGUGUGUGUGCUACAUUCGCAAAAUCUCCAACUUUGACCGCUUUGCCAAAAUCCCAGAGAUGGCUCGCUAUAUGGACACUGUCACAAGCGGGGACCGUGUCAUGAGGAACCAGGAGGCCUACGAGCGCCUCCUGAAAGUCCGAGAUGAAUUCAUCCCCACGAUAGUGGCAGCGUCCAACCUCCGUGUUUAUUCCUCUGUCACCCACUGUGACAUGAAGCUGGGCUACUCCCGGGAGGUGGAGAGCCACUAUGUGGAAGGCCUGUGCAAGCAGUUCUAUGAAGACAUGGUGGACAUCAUUCAGGCUACUGUACAGCAGAACUUUGACACGGAAACAGAUCCACUGUAUGAUGAGAUCAUACAGCAUCUUUCGUUGUGCAAGACCUUUUCUUCAUUUUAUGUUUACAAGAGUGAGGCCCUGGAUAUGGUGCAGGAAUAUCUGUACCCCUCCAAAGGAGGGAGAGUAAUGCCCCUAGUGGUGUAUGGAGGACCAUGCACAGGAAAGACUUUGUUGCUUGCUGAGGUGGCUAAGCAGGCCUACACAUGGCUACAAAAAGAAAUGGGUCCAGAAGCAGAUCCUGUUGUCAUCGUUCGCUUCAUUGGCUCCUCCGACCUCUCCACAGACCUCCACAAUCUGCUCCAAAGUAUCUGUGAGCAGAUUGCCGUCAACUACCGCUGCUUGAUCCACUUCCUACCGAACAAGAUUCAGGAGAUGAGGGAACUGUUAGUUAACCUUCUGGGGGAAUCAUCCUUCCAUCGACCCCUAGUCAUCAUCCUUGAUGCUUUGGAACAGCUUUCAGAUGCAGACGAUGCUCGUAAGAUGUGGUGGUUGCGUCACCUUCCUCGUACUGUUCGCAUUGUGGUGUCCACUCUGCCCAACAAGCAUGGGAUACUGCAGAAAUUACGUUGCCAGAUACAUGAUGAGGACUGCUAUGUAGAACUGACACAGAGGGAUCGCAAGGCAUGCAGUCAAACACUCAAACAGCAGCUUCUGAGUGUCAAACGAAAAGUAACCUCAGGCCAACAGAUAUAUGUAAAUGAAGCACUGGAAUGCACAUUACCUAUGUUUGUCAAUCUUAUCUUUCGGGAGGUGGUACACUGGAGGUCUCACAAAAGAUGUAGAACAAAGUCCCUUUGCUCAACAGUGCAUGAGAGUAUAGAGCAUCUCUUCUUUUCUGUUGAGAACAAGCUUGGUUCCCGCUUUGUCUUCCGUGCACUAGGUUACAUUACAAUGUCACGUGCCGGGUUGACAGAGGUGGAACUGGAAGACAUAUUGUCUUUGGACAACAGUGUACUGGGAGACAUUAUGGUAAGCUCAAAUCUAAAGAGUCCACUGCGAAUCUCCUAUGAUCUCAUUGCCCAACUAAAAGAGGAGCUGGAGGGUUACCUGGUGGAGCGGCAGGUGCGUAAUGUAAACCUGAUGGUGUGGGCAAACCGGCAUCUGCACCUCAUAGCACAGAAAUUGUACCUCAGUAAUGAAGAGGAUGUGCAUCAGAUGCACAGUCUUUUGGCUGAGUAUUUCCUUGGGGUAUGGGCAGGUGGUAGAAAAAAAAUUUUCCACUGCGACAACAAUCACUUUGCCUCAUUAAACAUCUCUCAACAUCGGAACCCUCACCACCAGCAGAGCCUUCAUGGGCAUGACAAAGCCUCUGCUGACAAGCAUUCUUAUGACCGACAGACUCCAGAACAGCCAUGGGUGUUCCAGUGCAAUCUGCUUGAGCCAGAUAUCUUCUUUGUCAACCACAGAAAAAAUGACGAAUUGCUGUAUCAUUUGACAAGGAGUGCGACAGACGAUCUCAUGUAUGGUGUCAUUAUGAACUUCAGUUGGUUGUACACCAUGAUAAAGAUUGGGCAAUUUGACAAGGCAUUGAUUGAUAUUGAUAUGGCUUACAGCUACUCACAGGAAAAGGAGUUCAAGUUUCUUGCUGGCACACUUCGAAAUAUAAAGGCAAAGGUGACCAAGAACCCUGCAUCACUGUCUGCUGAGCUUCAGCAACGACUUCUUCCGGUGGUCACAUCUCUUCCUAAGCUCAGACAUCUCUUACUAGAGUGUGACAAAGAUGGUCCCAAAUACUGCUCCAUUGUGCCACUUCAUUCUUCCAUGGAUGUCACUUACAGUCCUGAGAGGCUCCCACUAUGCUCUAGCUGCAUGCAGAUUGUGGAGAUUCUACCCACUCUAGCCCCCAAUAUCGUAAUUGUAGCUCUUGAAGAUGGCUCUAUAAGUACAUGGGAUGUUGAGAGCAGACAGUUGCUGAGACAGAUAGACACAGCAAGGUCAGUUGUACUUGGUGUUAGACUUACCACAGAUGAGAAAUACCUUGUGGUUGCAACCACAAAAAACACAUUACUCAUUUAUGACAACCAUAAAUCCUGUCUGUUAUCAGAGGUGGAUGUUAAGGGUUCAAAACAGUGUGGCAUCACAGGAGGGGUCGCAUUUAUCAAUGGAUUUACCUUGUCCACUCACCAUGCCUUAGCUUGGCUGGAGGCCAGCAAGGAUGUCAAUGUGAUUGACCUGCUGUAUGGAUGGCCCCUGUAUCAGUUCCAUUGCUGGUAUGAGGUAACCUGUGUUGAAUGCUCCCCAGAUGGAAUGUAUGCUUUCUGUGGGCAAUACCUAAACACCACCACCAUAUUCCACCUCGGAAGUGGAGACAAACUUGCCACAAUGACUUCUGAAUUUUCUGGUGGAUUUGUGAAGUCCAUCCUGGUUCUUGACACAAUUCAUCAGAUGGUGAUGAUUGACAAUGAAGGUAGUCUUUCUGUUUGGAACACCAAAGACAUCAACAAUCCCAAGAUUAUGGAGGAUUAUGACUGUCGAGGAGAUGAGAAUGAGGUAGUGGGGAUAGAACUAUCUGAGGAUCAGAGAUCUAUCCUCAUUUGCAAAGACAGAAGUAUUGAGGUACUUGAUACCAAGCUUUGGAAGAUGGUAGAGAAGUUCAAGGCCAAGCGUAGUGAGAGAUUUGUGGCUGCUGUGCUCUCUAAGAAUGGCCAAAGUAUUGUGGCAUCCAUGGAAAACACCUCUUCCAUAUUUGUCUGGAGAAGAGACAGCGGGCAGUGCAUGGCUAGCUUAAUAGAGAUAUCAGGAGCCAUUGUCAAGUUGAUAAAGUCAACACAUCAUAACUUGCUUUUGUCUGUAGCCAGCAGUGGGGUUCUGUCAAUUUGGGACAUUGACAUCAUAACAGCAAUGUCAAACAUUGACAAAACCGGGAAAAUGAUCCAAAGUGUUCUGUUGUCUGGCAGAGAAGACUUUGUGUACACUAUGGAUGGGUCAGAAGCCAUUCAUAAGUGGAACUUCAGCACAGGCUUCAUUGAGAUAGUGUUUAAGCAUGAAGGUCUUGUGGAAAACUGUGUUCUCACCACAUCUGGUGACCUCAUGGUAACAUCUGAUGACAAAUGUAGCCAAUACAUCUGGCACACAGCCACAGGUGAGAAUAUCUUUCGAAUCAAUGGCCAAAAGAUAUCCCAGCUUCUCAUCACACAUAAUGACCAGUUUGUGGUUUCUCUCUGUGAACAAAAUGCAUCUCGAGUCUGGAGACUUGCUACUGGUCACAAAGUGUGCAAUAUCCUGGUAACCCUCCAACAUGCUCUCAUUACUACAGCAAACACUUUUCUAGUUGGCACAACAAAAAACAAGCUGUUAGCUGUGAGCUUGUGGUCAGGCAGUGUAUCCAAGAAGUUUAUCUGUGAUGAGGGCAUCACAAUCAUAAAUUUUAAGCUAAUUCCAGACAGUCCAGACUUUGUAGUCUUCAUUACAUCAACAGAGACUGUGUUUAUAUGGAGUGUAGCUGAUGAGUCUGUCUGUAGAAGGGUGCAGCUGCCAAGCAACUUCUUGAAGAACCUGGAAGACUUCCAAAUCUCACCAAAUGGAAAGCUGGGAAUUGUGUCUAAAGGAGAUGACAACAUUAAUGUUCUAGAUCUGCACAGCGGCAAACUCCGCCUAGUCCACGCUGCGGGCAUAAUAUGGAGGCAAAAGUUGUCACGGGAUGGACGGUACUUGGUGUACAUCUGCUUCCGCAACUGUGAUGAGGACGAUGAUGCAGGUGCGGUUCCUAGCUUGAUUGUCAUGCGCCUUGCUGAUGGGAAAAGUAUUGGUACCUGUUCCCUCUACAAGACACCAACCUACUUGUGCCUGUCUCAGCGAGCACUAAACAUUAUUGUAGGCUUUGAGGACGGUAGCAUUGGCACCUAUACAGUUGUUGAUCGUGUGGAUGCAGCCCUCAAAAUCAAGAUUGCCACCUCAAACAGCCGCCAGAUAGUUAACAAUGCCUCACAGAAAGUAAGACCCAAAUGUAGUACCAAUGCCUUCAAGACCAUUGCAGACUGCAUUUGGAGAGAGUCCACUGAAGUCUUCUCCAGAGACAGCCCCAUUAAUGUAUCUGACAGUGGGGAGCCUGAGACGACAACACCCACAAAAAAGAGUGAACUGCAAUGAGAGCACCCUUUUCAGGAUGUUAGGGGUAUAUGUGAAUGGGUCCAGAAUUGGAUGGAGAUGAUUCUUGUUUACAGAAACCUUGUGAUUUAGUUGCACAAAUCAGUCCUCUGGAUAUCACAGUUGUUACUGGCCAGUUACUAUGAAGCUGCAGUUGUAUUCAGUUAAGUUACUUUCAUUAAGUUGUUUUUUGUCUAUUGAUAUCAUCUGUUGUAUUAUGUUUAUGUUUAAGAUAUUUCCAUUUUAUCAAGAUAUUAAUAUUCUUGUGACAAAAGUCUAUGUAUUUGCACCACAAACACAUUUCCUGCCAUGUUUGCUUUCAGUCAUCCAUAUUUCAGUGUCUAUAGGAACUAUAUUAAUUAUGAAACUUGCGUACAUGUGUACAUAUCUAUUUUGGCUGCUGCAAUUUGUGCAACUCUUUAACAAUGUUAUGUUUUGCUUAAUGUAAUCAAAGAGAGUGCCUGGAUUUUAAGAUUUUUUUCUAAAUACUUAUGAUUAAAAAAUGCAGGGAAUUUGUAAAACAAAACUAUCGUGACACAAAUAUUCAUCAGUACAGUACAAUAAACAUAUUGUAAACAAACAAACAAUGAAUUUGAUUCAUUCAAAAUUUCUGAUCAUCACAAGAAUUAAUUCAGGAAACAGUAUUAUUGAGGUUGUUUGUUAUGUUGCUGCAUUUAUUAUAUUAAAUUGAAAAUAAAGAUGGAAUGGAAAUCACAAGCUGACAAUGUUGCAUAUUGGUAGUUGGAUUAAACUAUUACUGAGUAUUUAACAUGUGGGCCUUGUGUAGCAUCUCACCAGGAGUAUCUGCGCCUUAAAAAGUGUUAUAAGUUAUGCCAAGUUUUGUUUGUAGCUGUUUAUCAUGUCUCUAGUAAGGUAAAGUUUGAAUGUGUGAUAGUUGAAAAAGAAUACUGUGUAUUUUCAUGUUAUAGGUGACUUGCAUAGAAAAAUAUAAAUACAUGUUAUUAAAAAAGGUUGUGUCAAGCCAGAUAUAGGGGUUGCACUUUAUUUUUGAAUACUUAUUUUCCAUGGUUGACUUAUAUGAAGUGUCAAUGACGUAAAUAUUCAUCUUCAAAUUGCUGGUUUAGUGUGGCCUGUGAAGAUUUGCAUUUUGUCUACAAUUCUGAGAAUAUUUUGGCAUGCACAGCAAAAUGAUCAGUCAUGCACAUUGAAUCUCCUCCACUACUCCAAGGGCUAUUCCUACUAAUUGUAUGUUUAUCUCGAACUGUUUAUCUCUGAGAAAUAGGCCCAUUUACAAGUAAUAAACUAGCAUUAUUCAGGUUUGAUACACUUCACCCCUCAAAGUGCAAAUUUUCAAAACUUAGAAAUAUUAUAGUGUACUUUGCCAAAGUUCCUUUAUUGUGUUUGUUUUCCUCUAUAAAGCAUUUGUGUUAUUAUUUGAUACUUGAGUGCCAUUGUUCAUGGCUUAACUGUAUCUUCCAGUGUGACAAUAAUCGAUGAAAUGUAUUACCUUUGCUAAUAAGUUUGAAAAGAAUCCAUAUUGUAUAGGAAUGCCAGUUUUAGAGUAUAUCUAAAUGUCAGUUUGAGAGCAGAACACAACAUUGUAUGUAAUGUGACUUGAAUAACUUAAUUGCAUAAAUGUUUGCAAAACAUAGUUGGCAUACUGGUAAUGAAUGUGUUUAUUGUAUUCUUUGUAUAGUCAGGACUGAAAUCCCUGUUUAGAGACUGAUAUAUUUUCAUAAAUGUUGUACCUACAUUUUGUUACAAAGUUGUUUAAAAAAAGAAAAAAACUUAUGUCUGAAGCAAUAUGAACUAGUGUGUAUGCAUUGUUUGUAUGAAGCAUUCUAAUGUAAUAAAAGGUUC